AUGGGAGAAGUAGAGAGGGCAUCUCAAGCCACUGCAUACCGAGAUGCCCUUCACAUUGAGAGGGACGAGAAGAUGGCUGAACAUGAGAGGGAUGCGAGACUCGGUACGAAGAAGAGGAAGGAGUUAACCAACUUUGGAGUCACGACUUACUCGACCCAACCUUCCAAGCGGGGAUCUGGUUCAUCUAGCCAACAUCAGUUCUGGAGCCAGGGGAUCUCCACAAGAUAUGCACUGGCACAACAGCUAUAUCCACUAUGCCCGAAAUGUGACAAACGUCAUCUAGGCGAGUGCAUGCGUGAUAUGGGCGUUUCUUUCGAGUGUGGCGAGCCAGGACAUCAAAAGUGGAACUGUCCAUGA
This is a messenger RNA of Linum trigynum, 357 nucleotides long. Lineage: Eukaryota; Viridiplantae; Streptophyta; Magnoliopsida; Malpighiales; Linaceae. The record is from the annotation of a GenBank genome assembly.